This is a messenger RNA of Acanthoscelides obtectus, 1543 nucleotides long. The record is from the annotation of a GenBank genome assembly. NCBI's taxonomy places the organism in Eukaryota, Metazoa, Arthropoda, Insecta, Coleoptera, Chrysomelidae.
UAUGACACAUCUAGCCACAUCUAGCCAUCCAACGCGACAAACGUCAUCGACCUAUCAAAAGGUUCCAGCACAAGGUACAUGUGGAUUCCAAACCAAAAAUUUGCCGUUAUGUUCGCAUCAUCGAGCUCUUCUUUGAGGAUCCAGGCGAUCGAUCAGGACAAGAUCGUACCGUUAUCCACUUUAACGUUGCCGACCUUGUCCAGACAAGUGAAAAUCAGCCAGAUCAGUUGGUGCUACGACAAUAGCUACAUUGCUAUGGUCCAGGAAGGGGCCCAUCCACAUAUUGUGAAUGUGAAGGAUAAACGGAAUAUCAGUCUGGUCCAUACCAUUCAAGUUCUCAGGAAUGUUACAGCGCUGUGUUUCAAAAACAAUACCAAAAGGUUCAUUGCCCUUGGCACUAGUCAUGGAGACGUCCACAUCUAUGACACAAAAAACAGAAGCUUGUCAAAGAAAAUCGACAGAUUCGAUUCCACCGUCAAACUUCUUGAGUUCAGCUUAAGAGACAACAUAUUAGCGAUCUCUACAGAAACGUCGCUGUUCAUCUUCACAGAUCAAGCUAAUGGUGCGAACACUGAAUUCGUGAAAGAUAUGACGCUACCUGCAUGUACUAUCGCUAGAUUUCAUCCGAGCAUCAAUGAGCUGUUGGCGUUUGGUACUAUGGAUGGUCAAGUGACCAUCAAAGAUAUGGCUAAGGAGGAAGAGAUCACAGAGCGCAGGCAUUGUGAUAAGGUUACGGGGAUAGCAUUCACGACUGAUAAGAAAAUUAUGGUAACUGCAGGCUCAGACAACCGAAUCUUUAUGUCAAACUUGGCUACGCACGCCCCUGUGUUCAAAAUGAUCAUCCAUACCGGCGCUACGUCACUGGACAUCAGCCCCGACAAUAGCAUGUUGGCCGUAGGGCUAGAGGAUGGAAGUGUUUACCUAUACGACAUCCACGACCCGCUGAAGCCGCUACACGUUCCGAACGCUCACAGCGGGCCCGUAUACAGGAUCGCGUUUGAGAGGGGGCCGGUGGUUAUGGAUGAGAUUAGGGCGAAUCUUGAGAAGGGCUCGGAAACUACGUUGAAUGCGAGCCAGAUGAGUGAAACACAGGUAGAACAGCUCUAUUCCAGAGGCGACGGUGAAAAGUGCCAACAGGACUCCGUGGAAAUGCGCAUGAUGGAAGAAAGGCUCCGAAAAGAAAUGAUACACAUGGUUAAGAACCACAUGACGUACCUGGAACGCAAACUCAUGGAGCAUUGCGCCAAGUUCCAGGAUUUCAUGGACAGCGAGUUCAGAUUGAAGUUCAGGAAGAUGUAAUGUAGGAGAAGCUGUUCUUUUCGGACCUCCCUUAGUUCCAGGCACUUUAUCACUUUCUGAAAAAUCGCAUUGCACAACGCUAUGGCCAGAUGGGACAUUUUCAAUCUGGUGGACUUGCCGCAGAUCGCGCAAGUCAUUGAUAACGUAGACGUAAAGAGCAUGAAGAGUGGCAUGAUUAGGAAAUAAAUAGCCGGUCAAAUUGGCAGAAAAUGUAAACGUUUCAAUAAAGUUUGUGAUGAUAGAA